AUGGCAGACGUCCCUAUCCCUGAUGGCUCAGCACCAGGAGCCCCAUCACCCAGGGAUUAUGAUGCGCCACCAUUAAGUGCUGACUCUAAUGGACAGCUCGGAGCUGCCGAAGUCCGUUCAGGCCCUCCAGCGAUGACAGAAGAGAUGAAAGCACGCUUGGACAAAGUCAUUUAUUCCGAUAUAGGUAUCACGACAUUGUUGACGCGAUUGAAGCAAAGUGUGGCAUCUGCUAAGGAUUUCUCCGCCUUUCUCAAGAAACGGUCAUCUUUAGAGGAAGAGCAUGCUCAGGGAUUGAGGAAACUGUCCCGCUCUCUGCACGAUGCUGCCUUACGCCCCGACAACCGUCAAGGCACCUACGGCCAUAGCUACAACGACCUUAAUCGGUUCCACGAGCGUAUGGCGGAUCACGGUCUUCAGUUCUCGGUAUCCUUGCAGCAGAUGGCCGACGACCUCCACGAGUUAGCCAACAAUAUCGAAAAGGGGCGCAAGCAAUGGAAGCAAACUGGAUUGAGUGCAGAGAAAAGAGUGAUUGAGGCGGAGGCGGCAGCAGAGAAGGCAAAGGCGAAAUACGAGUAUCUGGCGGAGCAGUAUGAUCGCGUGAAGACGGGGGAUAAGCAGAGUGGGAAGUUUGGCUUGAAGGGACAUAAAUCCGCUGCCCAGCAUGAAGAAGAGCUGCUGCGCAAAGUGCAAAAUGCCGAUGGAGAUUAUGCGACCAAAGUUACUGCUGCACAGGCGGCUCGCCGAGAAUUGAUCUCUACUCAUCGGCCACAAGCUGUGCACAACAUUCAACAGUUGAUUGCAGAGUGCGACUCCGGCCUGGCCUUGCAAUUACAGAAGUUCGCGACAUUCAAUGAGAAGCUACUCUUAGGUCAAGGUUUGUCCAUUACACCUUUGGAUGACGGUACCGGCGGUAGUGCCAUUGCACCAAAGAGUCUCUAUGAGGUGGUCCGUCAAAUCGACAACCAGAAGGACUUCCAAGAUUUUAUUCUUAGUUACGAACAUAAUCCUGGUGCGGUGACUUCGGAUCAGAUCCAAUACCAGCGCCAUCCAACUCUUGGAGGUACAUCCGCUCCCGCUGUUGCGGCCUCUCAGACCAGCACCCAAAACAAGCGCCAGUCAGCCGUGUUUCCUUCAUUCUCCCAGCAGAACGUCCCUAGUGCUCAACCCUCUCCAGCCCCUGCCCCGGUCACCACCCAAACUCAUCAGCCAUUGCCGUACCAGCCGCAUCCUGACUCGUUCUCAUCGCAAUCACCUUUCCAACCACCCUACCCGACCUCUUCAGGGCCGCCUGUUCACGAACAGCACAAUGUGAAUAAGCCGCCUAUGACAGCACCGAGCUCCUUACCACCACCUACAACUAACUUCCAACAAAAUCUACCACCUCUGAAGCCGGUAUUUGGUGUUUCCCUAGAGGACCUAUAUGCCAGAGAUGGAACUGCUGUGCCCUUGAUCGUUUAUCAAUGCCUCCAGGCUAUAGAAAUCUUUGGAUUGGAUAUGGAAGGCAUCUACCGUCUCUCGGGAAGCGCCAAUCAUAUCAGUCAUAUGAAAUCACUUUUCGACAAUGACUCGUCGCAGGUGGAUUUUAGAAACCCCGAGAGCUUCUAUCACGAUGUCAAUAGUGUUGCAGGGUUGUUGAAACAGUUCUUCAGGGAUCUGCCCGAGCCUUUGUUAACUUCGCUGUACUAUACGGAUUUCAUCAAUGCAGCGCGGAUUGAUGACGAUAUCCAGCGUCGGGAUUCACUCCAUGCACUUGUAAAUAGCCUCCCGGAUGCGCACUAUGCCACACUAAGAGCUCUAGUAUUGCAUCUUAACAAGAUUCAAGAACAUUAUACAAGUAAUCGUAUGAAUGCCGGAAACAUCGCCAUCUGUUUUGGACCUACUCUUAUGGGUGCUAGUUCUGGCGGCAACAUCGCCGAUGCUGGGUGGCAGGUCCGCGUUAUCGAAACAAUACUUGUGAACACCUUCCAGAUUUUCGACGACGACGAUUAG
This is a messenger RNA of Aspergillus clavatus NRRL 1, 1989 nucleotides long. It is a transcript of the gene rgd1, whose product is annotated as putative Rho GTPase activator (Rgd1). Gene Ontology annotation, biological process: regulation of GTPase activity; signal transduction. NCBI's taxonomy places the organism in Eukaryota, Fungi, Ascomycota, Eurotiomycetes, Eurotiales, Aspergillaceae. The record is from RefSeq and is a predicted model, not a curated record. Bases 1 to 1989 code for a protein of 662 amino acids. The transcript is spliced from 9 exons. Gene Ontology annotation, cellular component: cytoplasm.